UCAGGACACAGUUGUAGCAAUACAGGCACUUGCAGAAAACGGAAUUAACCAAGCACAUGUUACGAAACAGUUGGGGAUACAAAUCAAUGUUUUUGGAAUUGGCUUCAUGCACUCAUUUAAUAUAACUCAAAUGAAAUAUGAUUCCGUGCACCAGAUCGAGAUGCCUGCAAACUUACAGAAUGUAGUGAUACAGGCUGCUGGAGAAGGAAUUGCUGUUGUUGACGUUGCUCAAUCAUACUAUGUUAACAGUAGUAGCAGUAAUGGAACUUUCAUCGCUGUGGCUUCAGAUUUUGAGCAAGAUUCGCUAAAUACACUGAUCUUGAAAACCGUUAUUAGGUGGAAUGGAACUUAUGUAAGUCGAAUGAUUCUGAUGGAAAUUGAAAUGCCAACUGGAUUUGUUGCUGACCAUGAUUUCUUUAUAAAACAAUCUAAAGUUAUGAAACACGAAAGCAUCGGAAGGACACUUGUUGUGUAUCUCUUUGGGAUUGCACAGAACAGCGAGACGGUAGUGAAAGUGAAAUUUGACAGGUCCGAACCCGUUGUCAAAAACCAGGGAGGCAUCAUUACUGUAUACGACUAUUAUGAACCUAAUCAGCGAGCCAUUGCACGUUAUGAGUCAGACGUGUUGAAGAGAGCCAAAAUAUGCGAUGUUUGUCCAUUGUGCUUAUUCUGUACAGGAUUUUCGGCUUUCUCUCAAAUUGGGAUUGGAAAAUAAUCGAAAUCGGCAUGCAUUUAUUUGAGAUAUACUUUAAUGGUCAAAUCUUAAUAAACAUGCAGUCUA
Messenger RNA from Ruditapes philippinarum (Manila clam), 781 nucleotides. RefSeq names its product complement C3 alpha chain-like. Gene Ontology annotation, cellular component: extracellular region. The coding region runs from base 107 to 715 and encodes 202 amino acids. The record is from RefSeq and is a predicted model, not a curated record. The transcript has 7 exons. NCBI's taxonomy places the organism in Eukaryota, Metazoa, Mollusca, Bivalvia, Venerida, Veneridae.